Molecule: messenger RNA, 1512 nt
Organism: Chionomys nivalis (European snow vole)
Lineage: Eukaryota; Metazoa; Chordata; Mammalia; Rodentia; Cricetidae
Product: cytochrome P450 3A6-like
Exons: 13
Coding region: 1-1512 (503 amino acids)
Biological process (GO): oxidative demethylation; steroid metabolic process
Molecular function (GO): iron ion binding; oxidoreductase activity, acting on paired donors, with incorporation or reduction of molecular oxygen; heme binding
Source: RefSeq, a predicted model, not a curated record
AUGGACCCAAUUUUAAUUUUUUCCAUGGAAAUGUGGGCUCUGCUGGCUAGCAUCCUGGUGCUCCUCUACCUUUAUGGGACCUCUUCACAUGGACUUUUUAAGAAGAUAGGAAUUCCUGGCCCCAAACCUCUCCCUUUUGUUGGGAAGCUACUUGACUACAGGAAGGGUUUGUGGAAAUAUGAUACAGAAUGCCAAAAAACGUAUGGGGAUUUGUGGGGAUUGUAUGAUGGGAUGCAGCCUCUUCUGGUCAUUGCAGAGCCAGACAUGAUCAGAAAAGUGCUAGUGAAGGAAUUUUAUUCUGUCUUCACAAAUCGGAAGCUUUGUGGUCCAAUUGGAUUAUUGAGAAAGGGUGUCGCUGUUUGUGAGAAUGAAGAGUGGAAGAGAGUUCGAGCAUUACUAACUCCAACCUUCACCAGUGGAAAACUGAAAGAGAUGUUCCCCAUCAUCAAAACGUAUGGAGAUGUGCUGGUGAAAAACAUGAGCAAAGAAGCAGAGAAAGGCAAGCCCAUUAGCAUGAAAGUGAUCUUUGGGGCCUACAGUACGGAUGUGAUCACUGCCACAUCGUUUGGAGUAAACAUUGAUUCUCUCAACAACCCCCAGCAUCCCUUUCUGAAAAAUACCAGAAAGCUAGUAUUAUUUGGUUUUUUCAAACUACUGUCUUUCUCUAUAGCACUCUUUCCAUUCCUUCGCCGAAUAUAUGAAAAAUUAAAUAUCUCCGUAUUUUCAAGUGAAGCUAUAGCAUUUUUAAAGACUUUUGUAGAAAAGACCAAAAAAGACCGACUUGAAAAUAACCAAGAGAACCGAGUGGACUUUCUUCAGCUGAUGUUGAACUCCCAGAAUUCCAAAAAUGUGGAGUCUCAUAAAGGUCUUUCUGAUAUGGAGAUCAUAGCCCAAUCGAUCAUAUUUAUUUUUGCUGGCUAUGAGACUAUAAGUACUACUCUUUCUUUUAUUAUGUAUUCAUUGGCCACUCACCCUGAUGUUCAGAGGAAACUCCAGCAGGAGAUCGAUUCAGUAUUGCCCAAUAAGGCACCUGCCACUUAUGAAGCCCUGGUAAAACUGGAAUAUCUGGACAUGGUGUUAAAUGAAACUUUGAGAUUAUAUCCAAAUGGUUACAGGAUUAACAGAGUCAGUAAGAAAGAUGCUGAAAUAAAUGGUGUGUUCAUUCCCAAAGGGACACAGGUUUGCAUACCUAUUUUUGUUCUUCACCGAGAUCCAAAAUACUGGCCAGAGCCUGAGGAGUUCCGCCCUGAAAGGUUCUCCAAGAAAAACAAAGAUGCAAUCAAUCCUUUUGUAUACAUGCCUUUUGGGAAUGGUCCUAGAAACUGCAUUGCCAUGAGGUUUGCUCUCAUUACCAUGAAGCUUGCUGUUGUCAAAAUCUUGCAGAACUUCUCCAUGGAACCUUGUGAAGAAACACAGAUUCCCUUGAAUUUAAGUGGGGAAGUACUUCUUUAUCCAGAAAAACCUAUUAACCUGAAGACUAUAUCAAGAGAUGGGGUCAAAAAUGAAAACUGA